AUGGAAUUGUUUCGAAACUUCUUAUUGUAAGCUUUUUUUAAAAGUUGUUUGAUCUCUUUUAAAGAUGUGCAAGCUGUUUUAAAGUUGUAAGGCUACUGUAGUUUUAUAAUUAAAUGAUCUGACAACUAAAAUUUAAACUUUUCUAUAAAAACAUUAAAAAAUGACGGGAUGUUCAUCUACUAGGGUAUUUAAAUAACAGUAAUUACGUAUUGACGAUAGCGCGCAAAUUUUUAAAAAUUGCUUUAAGAAGAGAUUUUAGUCUUAUUGUACUAUAUACGUCUGUUCAUCUACAGUAACAUUGCUGUCUUGUAGAUUACAGAAUUUUUAUUUUUUUACUUUACCAUUACCGUAAUCUCACUUUCAGACAUAACAAAACACGCAAAUCAGACAAGAGUUUUUGUCGCAAGUCCACGCACCAACGUUCUCAACCAACGCACACUGUAUCAGACUUAAUGUGGACAAAACGCGCGUUUGCGGCGCUUGCCGUGCUUACAGCAUGUGUAAUAUCAGUACCCACAAGUUCAAAUCACGCCCGAAAUCACAUCGGUGCCACGCCGGAACGACCGAACAUCGUUGUGCUGAUGGUGGACGAUUUAGGAUACGGUGAUUUGAACGGGUACGGUAACCCAACACAGGAAUGGACGCCGGUAGAUGACAUGAUCAGCGAGGGUACGAGGUUCACGAAUGUGUACUCGGCUGAUUCAAUGUGCUCGCCUUCUCGUGCCGGUUUCAUGACAGGUGAGUUGAUGAGAUUUUUAAAAAAUCCUAAAUUUUCGAAAAUUAGUUUCUUAACUGCUAUAGGUUAAUAAUAACUUUUUAUACUCUAUUGUAGCAUAACAAAUCUGAUUUUAGGCCGUCUGCCAAUCAGACUCGGCGUAACUGGCGGAGCUCGAGUUUUUGUAGCUGCUGAUUCUGGUGGUUUACCAAAGCACGAACCUACAAUGGCUGAGAUGCUCAAAAAUGCAGGUAUGUUUACUUUUUUCAACAGUGUGUUACCUAAACUAUAAAAACUUUUAAAGUUGUUUGUUACCUAAAACAUUAAAAUAUAAUUUUCUUAUCACUUUUGCUAGUAGUUUCCAAUAAUUUUUUUUAAUUUUAAGAUUUUUUAAAACUUUUUGCAUAAUUAAUACGAGCUAAAAGUGCGUAAGACAUGGUUGGCAUUAAAUUGUCAUACGCAUUAAACAUGACAUUAAACAUUAAUGUAUAGUAUAAUAUUUUAUUCCAGCACGCAGAUUUUAAUAAAUUAGGUAAUUUAUAAAUAACUUGACAUUAUCCUUGACAUUAGACAAUUACUGCGCUUGAAUUUGAUAUUAAAUGUUUUGGUUUAGUUAGAGGGUUAGGCUUCUCGCACUAAAAGUAGAGCAAAAAUACCGAUAUGCAUUAUAUAUUAUAAUAUUGUCCUAUUUCUAGGCUAUCACACCGGUAUGAUCGGAAAAUGGCACUUGGGCAUCAACAAACACAACCGAACAGAUGGAGCAUACCUACCAUCGAAACGUGGCUUCGACUAUGUCGGUAUCAACCUCCCAUUCACCAACGUAUACGAAUGUGAUGAAAGUGGAGAUUUUGUACCAAAUGGACCAGAACCAGCCAAGUGUUUCCUAUACUAUAAAGACGAAAUUGUUCAGCAACCAAUUCGCUUCGAGAAUUUGACAGAAGAUCUGGUCAACGACUGGAGAAUGUUCUUGGAAGAGUGGGAGAUGACCAAGAAGGCCGAACACCCCUUCUUCUUCUACUUCUCAUUCCCUCACGUUCACUCAGCACAGUUUGCCAACAGGAUAUUCAGAGGACGGUCGAGGAGAGGUAAGAGUACUAUAUAAUAGCAUAAUUCUUUAUUUUUUAAAACUCCACUUAGAACUUAAAAAUGAGUUUAAAUUUCAUAAAAACAACGCAAAAUGCUUUUUUGGUUCUUUUAUAUUCAUAAGCAAUGACUUUUUGACCUUUUUCUUUUUAUUUCGAACUUGUACUUGACGUCCACUUUUUAGGUCUGUUCGGAGACAACGUAAACGAAAUGGCGUGGGCAGUGGGCGAAGUAAUCAGUGACUUGAAAGCACGUGGAAUCGACCGUGAAACACUUGUCGUAUUCAUGUCCGACCACGGCCCGCACCAAGAACUGUGCAAUAACGGUGGAAGCACGGCCGGCUUGAAAGGCGGCAAGUCCAACUCGUUCGAAGGCGGCUUCAGAAUCCCGUUCGUAACAUGGAUGCCAGGUACCGUGAGUGCAGGCCACGUAUCACAUGAGGUUUUGUGGAGUUUGGACCUGUUCCCGACCUUCAAAAAGCUAGCCGAACUAGGCGAGAGCAAUACGGAAGUGAACGGGCAAUUGGACGGAACUGACGUUUGGUACGAGCUAAGGGGCUCGCCCGUCGACCCACACACCAAAAAACAGAAACGCAAGGAUUUGGCCAAGAAACGGCCCAUCUUCUUCUACUGUAACACCCAUCUGAUGGCGAUACGAUAUGGUGAAUACAAAGUGCACUACAUGACCUCACCCAUCUUCCGAAACUACACGACUAAUGCCAACUUGAAGGAGAAUUGCCCGGGAGGAAAGCCGGUUGAUGACUGGUAAGAUUUUAAAGACUUUGUAAAAUGCCUUUUAAUUUUGAUAUUUUUGGUCUUUAUCUUAAUAAGAAAAAAGUUGAGAGCAUAUUGAGGACAAAUAUGACAUAUAAAAUUACUUUGAGGAAAAACGUGGAAAACAAUUAUGCCACCAUUUAUAUACGUAAAAUGAAAGUUAAGAAUAGGCUUUUUGGAAAAUGACAGAUUUUUGUCAAUAUUGACAUUUGCUAUAAUAUAGGCGAGAUGACGUUUUUUAUGUAAACUAUGCCAAUUUUCUCAAAUUACAUAGACAAAGCUUUUUUGCAAAAGUCUUGACAAUAAGACAACCUGGGUUACCGUAGACUCAUGGAAACUUUAUAAAGCCACGUACUAUAAUUUGCAAGUGCAUUGAAUAAACGCUUAAUUUAGUCCGCCUCCAUCUUUUGGCCUAUUUUUAGGUCUAGUUAUAAACGGCUUUAAAUAUGAUCUAUUGAGCUGGAAAGUUUACGGUAGGAUGUACUGUGGGAGGAGGGGGUAGGGUUAUACUCUCGAUAUAGUUACGGUCUGGUACUAGGGUACAAGUUAUUAGUGUUAUAUCAUGAUGUAAAAGAAUAAGCAAAUAAAAGUGAUCAAAAUUUUAUCAAUAUACGACCCUUUACUUACUCUUUCAAUUUGCAGGUACAUAUCCCAAACGUGCCCUGAGGACCAACUGGAAAAGCACGAUCCUCCACUUGUGUACGAUCUGUCACGUGAUCCCUUCGAAAUGUACGAACUACCAGGCAAUCAAGUACCACCAACCCUAUUAGAGACUGUUGACGUAAUCAGAGAACAACACAAAGCGACAAUAGAAGAUGUACCUCAACAAUUGGGUGACUGGCAAAAACAUCUAGUACCGUGCUGCAACUACCCUACUUGUAAAUGCGACUACUUCAACGAGGAUAUGGAGUUGGUACGGAGGAGGAUAAACCACUUGUAUACCCCACUUAGACUAGUUAACUCCAGCUCGUACGAUUACUAA
Messenger RNA from Bursaphelenchus okinawaensis, 3553 nucleotides. NCBI's taxonomy places the organism in Eukaryota, Metazoa, Nematoda, Chromadorea, Rhabditida, Aphelenchoididae. The record is from the annotation of a GenBank genome assembly.